Messenger RNA from Miscanthus lutarioriparius, 2463 nucleotides. Lineage: Eukaryota; Viridiplantae; Streptophyta; Magnoliopsida; Poales; Poaceae. The record is from the annotation of a GenBank genome assembly.
AUGGAUAGCGCAACUGUUGGGCUCAAACUGGUUGUGCUAGCCCUUUCUGUGGCCAUUUGGGUUUCUGGCACCUGCAAUGCCGAUUUCACCCCGGCAGACAACUACCUCAUCAACUGCGGCUCCACGGUCGAUGCAACUGUCGACCAGAGGGUUUUCGUGGCUGACACUUCCGGGCCGGCCAUACUGACGACCCCCAACACUCAGAGCACUGCCGCGACCACCUCACCGAAUUCGGUCUCGGGGUUCGACAGCGCCAUGCUGUAUCAGACUGCUAGGAUAUUCGCCGCAGCAUCGUCCUAUGCCUUCAAGCUCAAGAGCCAUGGCCGGCAUUUUGUCCGCCUUCACUUCUUCCCAUUCAAAUACCAGAGUUAUGAUCUCACCACGGCAACCUUCAAGGUGUCCACACAGGACGUUGUGCUCCUUGACAAUUUCACUGCGCCCAGUAGUUCUUCGCCGGUGUUCAAGGAGUAUUCCCUGAACAUUACCAGGGACAUGCUCGUCCUGACAUUUGUGCCUCUUGGGAACAACACGCCGGCCUUCGUCAAUGCCAUCGAGGUCAUCUCUGUUCCUGAUGAUCUCAUAACUGAUUCAGCCCCUAAUCUGGACCCUGUCGGUCAGUAUCUCGGGCUGUCAACGCAGCCUUUGCAGACAUUCUACAGGAUCAACGUGGGGGGACCGAAGGUGACUCCUGAGAAUGACACGCUCUGGCGGACAUGGGUUACUGAUCAGAGCUCCUUCUUAAAUUCCACUCCCACUAUACGUCUCAAUUUCCCAGGAAAGCUGAAUUUCCAGAACGGAUUGGCAACAGAGGAGGAUGCGCCGGACAGUGUCUACAAUACUGUGAGGCGGUUGAAUAGUACUGGCUCCAUGUCCAAUAUGACAUGGCAAUUUGAUGUCGAUGGCCGUUCAAGCUAUCUCGUUCGGUUCCAUUUCUGUGACAUUGUGAGCAAGGCUCCCUAUCAGCUCUUGUUUGAUGUAUAUGUGGAUAGCUGGUCGGUGGUGAAAAAUCUAGAUCUCUCUGAUAAAGCAUUUGGCAUCUUGGCUGCGCCAUUUUACAUUGAUGCUGUCUUGCUAUCAAGUGAUCCAUCUGGUAAGCUCAGUGUCAGCAUUGGGCCUUCUGCCAUAAAGAGAGCAGUGCCGGAUGGUAUCCUCAAUGGCCUGGAGAUCAUGAAGAUGAACAUCAGUACAGGGUCUGUUUCCGUUGUGCAACCAUCACUAGGGGGAAAGAGUCAUCUCGGUGUCAUAUUGGGUUCCGUUCUCGGAGCUGUGGCUGCUGUCGGCAUUGCUAUUGUUGUCUGCAUCUUCUUCAGGAGAAAAAACAAGCCGCAUCCACCACCAACAAGUCGGCCCUCAAGUUCUUGGACACCCCUCAAUGGUCUUAGCUUCCUUACCACAGGCAGCCGAACCAGCCGGGCGACUCUUACAUCUGGAACUUCGGGUGACACGAGCUACCGAAUUCCUUUUGUUGUGCUGCAAGAUGCGACAAAUCACUUUGAUGAGCAGAUGGUCAUUGGAGUUGGAGGCUUUGGGAAGGUCUACAAAGCAGUGAUGCAGGAUGGAAGCAAACUCGCAGUAAAGCGGGGCAACCAGAAGUCUCACCAAGGGCUGAGGGAGUUCCGGACGGAGAUCGAACUGCUGUCAGGACUGCGACACCGUCAUCUCGUGUCUCUCAUUGGUUACUGUGAUGAACAUAAUGAGAUGAUCUUGGUGUAUGAAUACAUGGAGAAAGGAACUCUGAAGAGCCAUCUGUAUGGCGGUGAUAUGCCGCCUCUCAGCUGGAAGAAAAGACUGGAAAUCUGCAUUGGAGCAGCAAGAGGGCUCCACUACCUUCACACCGGUUUUGCCAAGUCAAUCAUACACCGUGACGUCAAGUCAGCAAACAUCCUCCUCGAUGAAAAUCUCUUGGCCAAGGUUUCUGAUUUUGGCCUGUCAAAGGUUGGGCCUGAAUUCGAUCAGACGCAUGUCAGCACAGCAGUGAAAGGGAGCUUCGGAUACCUUGAUCCUGAGUACUUCCGGAGACAGAAGCUGACUGACAAAUCAGAUGCGGUUAUCGACCCUACUCUUCCAAGGGACAUGAUUAACCUUGCGGAGUGGGCUAUCAAGUGGCAAAAGAGGGGAGAGCUUGAUCAGAUUGUUGACCAGCGCAUCGCUGGGACAGUCAGGCCUGAAGCACUGAGGAAGUUUGGAGAGACGGUGGAGAAAUGCCUUGCAGAGUAUGGUGUCGAGCGUCCUACCAUGGGGGAUGUGCUGUGGAACCUGGAGUUUGUGCUGCAGCUGCAGGAGGCAGGUCCAGACAUGUCCAACAUCGACAGUAUGAAUCAGAUCUCUGAACUCCCUUCAAAUGCAAACAGAGUAAGCUCCCUGGAUAUCAGCACUAUAGAUCAAGGCCGCAUGCCGAUCGAGUACUCCGACAUGUCAACAAGUAACGCCUUCUCACAGCUAAUCAAUGCAGAAGGAAGGUGA